AUGCGGAGGCAGAGGAAUAUGAUUGCGGCCGGAGUGUAUUCUGAUGGCAGGGCUGCGCAGAGUCAGGACUGUGUACCGACUGUUGAGGUGGCAUGUUUUCUACCAGCUGAGUAUUUGAAUGCAUCUCGUCUUGUCAGCGUAGAGGUGCGUGCUGGUAAGAAACUCAGUAUCUCUCUGAAGGGCCUCUAUGAAUACUCUGACUGCCAAUGGAUCCGAGGAACUGACGCAGUAAAAGCAAUGAGUUUCAGUGACUCCAUCAUCCUACCACCUCUGUCUGGGACAGAUUCUGGGGAAUACACGCUGAGCUGUGAGGCCGGCAAUGGGACCAGAUUCUCACUGUCUGUUGCUCUGCAUGUAGUGAUGACACGUCCCACAAAACCACAGCUGAUACUAACCGAUACAGAGAACGAUAAGAAAUCCCCUUUAUUUAAGUGCAAAUCUACAGGCUCCCCAAAGCCCACCCUCAAAUGGUUUAAAAACGUUGAUGGGACAAAUUUUGGUGGAAACAUUGAAACUGCAGAGAGCACAAUAACGUCUGUUGACUAUAUUAAUAGAGGAGUGAUGUGUUGUGCUACUAACCCUGAAGGACAAGAAUGCUCCCAACUGUAUGACCUAGAUAUUAACACCAUGGGAAAUAAGGUUUCUAACGUGACCCUGACUCCUGGUCAGUCUUUACUACUUCGCUGCCGACAACAUCGUAAGCCAUUUACGUAUUCUUCGUUAAUGUGGGAGAAAGGCACCACAAGCAUAGAUCCCAAGACAUCAGGAUGCCUUUCUAAAAACAAAGAGGAGAUUUGCAUUGAAAAGGAUGGACAUUCAACCAGUCAGAUGGCCUACCUGUUAAUCGAAUCAGUCAGUGUGAACCACACUGGCAUAUAUACCUGCAGGAAUCAAGUCAACAAAACAAAGUCUGUUAAUAUUUCUGUCCAAGCCAAAGAUUUCCUCUCUGUUAAGCUGGAUGACAGAAGAAUUGUACAAGCAUCCAACUCCUGCUUGCAAGCUAAUGUAUCCUACCAACCGAUACUGCAGCGCUGUACCUGGGAGGAUCCUGAUAAAAUUAGGACUAAAUGCACCAGGGAAGAAUGGGUAACAAUGCACAGGAAUGUGACGCUAUGUAAUCAUCUCAAAUCUGGAGAAUAUAAGUUGCACUUAGAGGCUGGAGGACAAAAAGAAACAAAGACUGUAUCUGUGUGUGUUAUAGACAAACCAAAGUUCAAUUUUAAAACGGUUGAUAAUAACUUUACCAUUGAGACCUGGAGCCAUGUGCCAGCAAAUUAUUCUUGGAUGUCUUGUUCCACCAAUGUCAGCUGUGAAACCGACUUUGACUGGAAGGAGGUCAACGGCACUGCUCAAACAGACUCAGAAGUCUCCUGUAACAAGACAAUCAAGAGCUCAGUCAGCAGACAGAAGGUGGAUGGAGAAGACCAGAUAAAGUUUUGCAUUACUACCUUGGUUGGCUCUGAGUGCAAAAUAUUCCCAGUAUAUAAAUGGCCUUCACCUCAACAGUCCAUUGGUUCUUCUCCUCCUGUGAACGACAACUCGACGGUGCUGAGAACAGUCUGUUUUGGCCUGCUGUCGGCUUUGAUUGGUGUCAGCAUGGUGCUCACGUACUUUGUCAAAAAGAAGAAACCCCAGUAUCAGCCCCAGCUUCAGAUGCUCCAGAUGGUUGGGCCCAAUGACAAUGAUUACAUUUACAUCAACUUCAAGGACUUUGAGUAUGACUCAAAAUGGGAGUUUCCAAGGGAGAACCUGGAAUUAGGUAAAGCACUGGGCUCUGGGGCUUUUGGAAUGGUGGUCCAGGCUACAGCUUAUGGCAUUAACAAGCCAGGAGUCUCUCAGCAGGUGGCUGUCAAGAUGCUUAAAGAUAAACACCAGACUGUGGAGAAAGAGGCUCUGAUGUCAGAGCUCAAGAUGCUGACUCACAUUGGUCACCAUGCCAACAUUGUUAACCUGCUUGGGGCAUGCACAGACACAGGACCCAUAUAUCUGAUCUUCCAGUACUGCUGUCAUGGUGAUUUGCUGAACUACCUGAAGAACAACAGUAAGCGCUACCACAAGUCUGUGACUGACGCUUUCAACAAGGACCGUUUCAGGAGCCUUUACCACAACCUGCAGCCAAGAAAAAUCUCCAGUGAGAAACAAACAACUGUGGACAACUACGUGCCCAUGUAUAGUUCUACCACUAGAGGGCAGGAGGACAUCGCCCUCCUCACCAUCAACAGUAACAUGGACAGCUUUGAAGACCCAGCGAUCUUUGAAAACCUAGAUGAUCAGACAGAAGAUCUGGAGGCCCUGACCUUUGAUGACCUGCUGAGCUUUGCCUACCAAGUGGCAAAAGGCAUGGAUUUCCUCUGUGGGAAAAAUUGUAUCCAUCGGGACCUGGCAGCUCGAAACGUGUUAGUGACAAAGGGCAGGAUGGUGAAAAUUGGUGACUUUGGACUGGCCCGGGACAUCGACAACGACUCCAAUUAUGUUGUGAGAGGAAAUGUGCGUUUGCCAGUGAAAUGGAUGGCACCGGAGAGCAUCUUUCAGGGGAUGUACACCAUGAAGAGUGAUGUGUGGGCUUAUGGCAUCCUGCUCUGGGAAAUCUUCUCACUAGGUGUCACUCCUUACCCAGACAUGAAGGUGGAUCACGUGUUCUACUCAAUGAUCGAGAAAGGAUUUAAAAUGGAGUGUCCAUAUUAUGCCAACCAGUCUGUGUAUGAGAUUAUGUGUAAGUGUUGGGCCCUGGAUGCCUGCCAACGCCCUUCCUUCUCCAAAAUUGUGUCUUUCAUGUCUGGCAUGCUGACAGACAGAGAGGAAAAGCUCUACCAUAACAUGCUCAACGACUACUCCUGCGACUACCAGAACGCAUCAUUCACUUUGGACAUUUCCGCCUUGACAAAACAGAACGAGAACAAGACGCAGUCAGUUAAUGUCUACUGUAAGGCUCACGCGACUGAAGAAAGCAAAGUAGAAGUUUGCGACUCAGACACUGUGGAAGCUGAAGAAGAAUUUCUGAAGACAUCUGGUACGGAGUGAUCACUUAUCAAUCUUUGUCAUCUGACAUUCAAACAAUUUUGUAAAUAUUUUAAAGCAGGGUACAUAUUUCUCAUUGAAAUACAGUUACAAUACAAUGCAAUUCCUUUGUAAGCUAUUAUCUGAAUGCAUAAAACAUAUGUAGCAUAUAUUUUACAAUUGUUUUUUCACAAACUGCAGACCAUAGAUUUUUACUUAUGUUAUAUUCUCACUAGGAAAAUAUGUUGUAAAUACCAUAUUUUUGUAUUUUUAGGGGGUUAUUUUGUGCAGCUAAAAAUUAAAAUCAGGUUUCAUGAAAUUAUAAAUAUUCUCAGGACUUUUUAGGCCUUUACACUGUAGCAACUGAUGAACUUUUUUUUAAAACAAAUAUGUAUUAUAUAUCACAUUGUUAAUUCACAUAUGGGAACUUUUUGCUUUAAUAUAUUUUUAGGCUGGGAAAUGUAUGAUUUGAAAUAUUUUCAUGGAUCUUUUUACAGUACCGUAUCAUGUUUAAGCAUUAUACCUGCAAUAAAAUGUACUAUAUUAAACGAAAAACU
This is a messenger RNA of Scomber japonicus (chub mackerel), 3554 nucleotides long. It is a transcript of the gene flt3, whose product is annotated as fms related receptor tyrosine kinase 3. The transcript has 24 exons. Gene Ontology annotation, molecular function: ATP binding; transmembrane receptor protein tyrosine kinase activity. Gene Ontology annotation, biological process: multicellular organism development; cell surface receptor protein tyrosine kinase signaling pathway; cytokine-mediated signaling pathway. Gene Ontology annotation, cellular component: signaling receptor complex. Bases 1 to 3021 code for a protein of 1006 amino acids. NCBI's taxonomy places the organism in Eukaryota, Metazoa, Chordata, Actinopteri, Scombriformes, Scombridae. The record is from RefSeq and is a predicted model, not a curated record.